ACGACAUUAGUCCACAUUGGUCAGUCCAGCCCAAUUCGACCCAGUCGAGUCCAACCAAGUCCCUAAGUUCAGCUGUAUAUGAAGUGACGCAGAAAGUGACGUGUCGCGAAGAUCACGUUUUCCUCGAGUUCUCCGUGUGUUUAUCUGCAUUAUUAACAAACGCAAUAUCGUGCAAGAUACCAUUGUCUCAUUUCGUCGGGACGUUACUUACGAAAAUGUCUUUUAUAUCGCCAAUGCCGAGUCAGCAAUUUCUUUGGGAUGUAUUCCAGAGGGUGGAUAAGGACAGGUCUGGUGCAAUCAGUGCUGAUGAGCUACAACAAGCUUUGUCAAAUGGUACAUGGACGCCAUUUAAUCCUGAAACUGUACGUCUAAUGAUUGGUAUGUUUGAUAAAUCCGAUCCUGCUACAGGUAUGUUUGAUAAGAAGCAGACAGGUACUGUCAGUUUCGAAGAAUUCGGAGCACUAUGGAAGUACGUGACCGAUUGGGAGAAUUGCUUCCGCUCGUUUGAUCGCGACAAUAGCGGUAACAUUGAUCGCAAUGAAUUGAAGACAGCUCUUAUAAACUUUGGGUACCGAUUAAGCGAUCAAAUAAUUGACAUGCUGAUACGAAAGUACGAUCGCGCGGGUAACGGUACAAUAUACUUUGAUGACUUUAUACAGUGCUGUAUUGUUCUGUAUACUCUUACCAGCGCUUUUAGACGAUUGGAUACGGAUCUGGAUGGCGUGAUAACGAUUCAUUACGAACAAUUUUUGGGCAUGGUGUUUAAUCUUAAGAUAUAAAUUAUACAAUUCCACUCUACAAACAUUUCUUUUUUGCUCGUUCGGUAGCGUAUUCCAUACUUGAGCAUAUACACUAAGAUGCCAAAUAAAGACACAAGAAUUUUCAUGUACUAUAUAAAACCUCAGAAUCUCCAAAA
Molecule: messenger RNA, 916 nt
Organism: Acromyrmex echinatior (Panamanian leafcutter ant)
Lineage: Eukaryota; Metazoa; Arthropoda; Insecta; Hymenoptera; Formicidae
Gene: Alg-2
Product: Apoptosis-linked gene-2
Molecular function (GO): calcium ion binding
Source: RefSeq, a predicted model, not a curated record